Molecule: messenger RNA, 2425 nt
Organism: Mustela lutreola (European mink)
Lineage: Eukaryota; Metazoa; Chordata; Mammalia; Carnivora; Mustelidae
Gene: ITFG2
Product: integrin alpha FG-GAP repeat containing 2
Exons: 13
Coding region: 131-1528 (465 amino acids)
Biological process (GO): regulation of TOR signaling
Cellular component (GO): KICSTOR complex
Molecular function (GO): protein binding
Source: RefSeq, a predicted model, not a curated record
UUAAGCGACGAAGGCCGCUAUUGGAGGCUCGGGCGGUGACGUAACUUUCCGCGUUGGCCGGCCUUCCGCUCGGAAGGGGUUCGGGGAACAUUUAGCGGGGUUCCCCGGUCCCUCGGCCCUUGGAAGCGCGAUGAGGUCGGUUAGCUACGUGCAGCGCGUCGCUCUGGAAUUUAGUGGGAGCCUCUUCCCGCACGCGAUCUGCCUCGGAGACGUCGAUAACGACACGUUAAAUGAACUAGUGGUGGGGGACACCAGCGGGAAGCUGUUCGUGUAUAAGAAUGAUGACAGCCGGCCGUGGCUCACCUGCUCCUGCCAGGGCAUGCUGACUUGCGUUGGGGUCGGAGAUGUGUGUAAUAAAGGAAAGAACCUGGUAGUGGCGGUGAGUGCAGAAGGAUGGUUUCACCUGUGUGACCUGACACCUGCCAAGGCCCUGGAUGCUUCUGGGCACCACGAGAGCCUGACGGCAGAGGAGCAACAUCCAGUGUUCAAACAGCAUAUCCCUGCCAACACCAAGGUCAUGCUGAUCAGCGACAUCGAUGGAGAUGGGCGUUGCGAGCUGGUGGUAGGUUACACAGACCGCGUGGUCCGGGCUUUCCGCUGGGAAGAUCUGGGCGAGGGCACUGAGCAUCCCAUGGGACAGCUGGUGUCCCUCAAGAAAUGGACGCUGGAGGGUCAGGUGGACAGUCUCUCGGUGACUCCCGGGCCCCUGGGUGUGCCAGAACUGAUGGUAUCUCAGCCGGGCUGUGCUUACGCCAUUCUGCUGUGUACCUGGAACAAGGACACCGGGCCCCCCCCCCCCUCAGAGGGAGCCCUGGAGGGCAGUAGGGACACCCUGGCUGCCCGAGAUGUCAUGUUGCACCAGACUUCUGGCCGCAUCCACAACAAGAACGUCUCCACCCACCUCGUUGGCAACAUCAAACGAGGUGAAGGCCACACCGCUGAGAGGGCUGGCUCUGGCCUAUUUGCCCUCUGCACUCUGGAUGGGACCCUGAAGCUGAUGGAGGAAGCAGACAAGCUGCUGUGGUCAGUGCAGGUGGAUCACCAGCUCUUCGCCCUGGAGAAACUGGAUGUCACGGAGACUGGGAAUAUUGUUGCCCCCGUGGGCUGUGUGGCCACAGACGCGAGGAGCAAGGGCAAUGGGCAUGAGGAGGUGGUGGCCUGUGCCUGGGAUGGACAGACAUAUAUCAUUGAUCACAACCGCACCGUUGUCCGCUUCCAGGUGGACGAGAACAUCCGAGCCUUCUGUGCAGGCCUCUAUGCCUGCAAGGAGGGCCGCAACAGCCCCUGCCUCGUGUAUGUCACGUUCAACCAGAAGAUCUACGUCUACUGGGAGGUGCAGCUUGAGCGGAUGGAAUCGACCAAUCUGCUGAAACUGCUGGAGGUUGAGCCAGAGUUCCAGAACCUCCUGCAGGAGCUGGGCGUGGAUCCUGACGAUGUCCCAGCCGUCCGUGCCCUGCUUCACCAGACCCUCUACCAUCCGGACCAGCCACCCCAGUGUGCUCCUGCAAGCCUCCACGAUCCCACCUAACCGGACUUGCCCUCUUAGCUGAAAAAGGAGCCUCCUGAACCCCCCCACCCCACCCCCCAGGUAUCCAUGGCGCUGGCAGAAUAGGAAGCAAACAUCACAGAGGGACAUGGAAGGAUGGCAGCCAUCCUAGGGGGGCUGUGAACUGUAGCCUUCUUGGUCUUCUCAGUGAAAGAAGAGACGAGUUGGCCUUCUGUUCAUUUCUUCGUGUACCUUACCCGUCACAUCGGCAGGAUUGUAGGACCCCAACCUCAUUCCACAUAUGAGGGACCUCCCCCUCCCUCCUGGAGCUCCCCCUUCUCCUUGUGUGGCAAACAAGCAUGUUUGUGAGCCAGGUGCACAGGUCUUUUACAUGGCUCCAACGCUUAUAACGAAAGCAGGCUUUCGGGCCAGUGGAGCAAUGAGUUAAGGGCUCUCCCCCGUUCCAGGCUCCAUCUCCCCUGGCACAGCUCUAAGUCAUUGGUAUCCAUGGUGAUUACAGGAAUGGCCCAGUGUUUUGCUUUUGAAGACGGUCUUUCCAGACAUUUUACACUCUGGUCUUCACUGUUCCCACAACCCUGAGAUGAUUUUCUUCUGUUUAUCAAAGAAGCCAGGUUAGCACUUCCUCAUUUUGCCAUGUUCUUUAAGUAUUGUGUGGUUUCGUAGGCCUUGGUCCCUUUUUCCCCCCAAAUACUUUGUCUAUGAGACAACAGACAUUCGAAAUCUGGUGCAAGUUUAGGAGCCAGACCACAACCAGAAUUGUAUCUUGGGCCAAUUUUACCCCUUCUGCUCUCGAUUCUGCACACUCCCAAGCCGGUGUUUUUUCACAUUACAGGUUGCCAUCCUGUGGUGCGUUGUGGUCAGCAUUUUUUGGCUGAACGAAAUAGGAUAGAAUAAAGUAGUGUGAGAAAUGUCAGAGUA